Molecule: messenger RNA, 2335 nt
Organism: Thalassophryne amazonica
Lineage: Eukaryota; Metazoa; Chordata; Actinopteri; Batrachoidiformes; Batrachoididae
Gene: ampd1
Product: adenosine monophosphate deaminase 1 (isoform M)
Exons: 16
Coding region: 114-2327 (737 amino acids)
Biological process (GO): AMP metabolic process; IMP salvage
Cellular component (GO): cytosol
Molecular function (GO): AMP deaminase activity
Source: RefSeq, a predicted model, not a curated record
UAUUACAGGGCACAGUCACAGGGGUCCACAGCGACGAGCCUAAAACUGUGCUGUAGUGGCUGAACAUCUUUUUCCCAGUCCUCAGGGGAGCGUGUCACUGAAACAGCGUCAUCAUGCCUAAAGCCUCAGUGCCAGUUCAACAGAAGACCAAUGAUGAGUUGCGGGCCUUUGCAGAGAAGAUCUUUGCGUCUGAAACCAAAGAUGAGAACAUCCGUGAUGAAAUCUCCAUGUUUGAUGUGUCUGAUGACUGUCCUAUCAUCCACAAUGAGAUGGCCCAUCAUCUGCACACUGAUGAUAAUAUGGAGAAACGGAAAAAGAGGUGUCAGCGCCUCUGGACCAUGGCCGUGUCUGCAGCUGCUGUCCAGGCAGCUUCUGCCCCUGUAGAGGUGGUGGCAGCAGACAAACCCACGUACCUGGAAGUACCUGACUUCCAGAGAGUGGCUAUCAUUGGAGACUACGCGGCCGGGGUGACCAUGGAUGACUUUGAGCUGUCCUGUAAGGGUCUGUUCAGAGCCUUGUGUAUCAGAGAGAAGUAUAUGAGGCUGGCCUACCAGCGAUUCCCACGUACAGCAUCAGAGUAUAUAGCUGAAAUUGGGGGAGAGACAUUCAGGGUUGAAGACCAACUGCAGCCAGUGUUCACGCCUCCUCCAAAGGAUGGGGAAGAUCCUUUCGAUACCAAAAGUCUGCCAGAGAACCUAGGCUAUGUUGCUCGUAUAAAGGAUGGUGUCAUCUGCAUAUACAAUGAUCAUGCAGCUGCAGACAAACAUCAGCCCAAAGACCUGCCCUGCCCCGACUACCCCACAUUCAUCGAUGACAUGAACUUCCUCAUUGCUCUCAUCGCCCAGGGCCCCACUAAGACUUACACUCACCGACGUCUGAAGUUCCUCAUGUCCAAGUUUAACGUGCAUGAGAUGCUGAACGAGAUGGAGGAACUGAAGGAGCUGAAAAAAAAUCCCCACAGGGAUUUCUACAAUUGCAGGAAGGUAGACACCCACAUCCACGCUGCUGCCUGCAUGAACCAGAAGCACCUCCUGCGCUUCAUCAAGAAGUCCUACCGCGAGGAUGCAGACCGCGUUGUGCACAAAGUGCAAGGAAAGGAAGUCACCCUGAAAGAAGUCUUUAAGUCUCUGAACCUGCACCCCUAUGACCUCACCGUGGACUCUCUGGAUGUGCACGCCGGAAGGCAAACGUUCCAACGUUUCGACAAAUUCAAUGCCAAAUACAAUCCUGUGGGAGCCAGCGAACUUCGUGACCUGUACCUGAAGACUGAGAACCACAUCAAUGGAGAGUACUUUGCCACCAUCAUCAAGGAAGUAGCCAGUGACCUAGAGGAUGCCAAGUACCAGUAUGCUGAGCCUCGCCUGUCCAUCUACGGCUGCGAUGCCAAUGAGUGGAACAAACUUUCCAGCUGGUUUGUUAAGCACAGAGUUUACUCUCCAAACCUCAAAUGGAUGAUUCAAGUACCCAGGAUCUAUGACAUCUUCAGAAGCAGGAACUUUGUGCCCCACUUUGGCAAAAUGUUGGAGAACAUUUUCCUUCCCGUGUUCCAGGCCACCAUCGAUCCACAAUCCAACCCAGACCUCAGCAUCUUCCUUAAACAUGUGACAGGUUUCGACAGUGUGGAUGAUGAGUCCAAGCACAGUGGUCAUAUGUUCUCCACUAAGAGCCCCAGGCCCGAGCAGUGGGACAUCGCCAAGAACCCCUCCUACACCUACUACAUCUACUACAUGUAUGCCAACAUCGCUGUACUCAACCAGCUCCGAAGACAGAGGGGGAUGAACACAUUUAUGUUCAGGCCUCACUGUGGUGAGGCUGGUGCCAUCACACAUUUGCUGGCUGCUUUCAUGACUGCCGACAACAUAUCUCACGGACUCAACCUUAAGAAGAGUCCUGUACUGCAGUACCUGUACUACCUGACCCAGAUUCCCAUCGCUAUGUCCCCUCUCAGCAACAACAGCCUGUUCCUGGAAUAUGCCAAAAACCCUCUGCUGGAAUUCCAAAAGAAAGGCCUGAUGGUUUCUCUGUCUACUGAUGAUCCGAUGCAGUUUCACUACACCAAGGAGCCCCUGAUGGAGGAGUAUGCCAUUGCAGCUCAAGUCUUCAAGCUGAGUACCUGUGACAUGUGUGAGAUCUCCAGGAACAGCGUGCUGCAGAGCAGCUUGUCUCACGAGGAGAAAAUCCACUUCCUGGGUGAAGACUACCUGAAGGAGGGCCCAGAGGGCAACGACAUCCGGAAAACCAAUGUGGCCCAGAUCCGUACGGCCUAUCGUUAUGAGACCCUGCGCUAUGAGCUCAAUCUUAUCAAGGAGGGCAUGAAAACUGAGUAAAUGUGCAA